AGAAAUAACCAGUUGGCCGCACGGUACAUUUCGUGGACACGGGAGACGCUGCAAUGACUUAAAUUGACUCGUUUGUGGAAACUGCGGAUUCUGCAAUCCGAGACUUUUUUUCGAGCUGCUGGAGGAACUCAGCGAGUCAGACAGCAUCAGCAGAGGGAUAGUGAAUUGACUGCAUAUGCCAGCAUCAGCAGCAGUCUCUUGUGUGGCCACACCCAAAAAAGCAAAGUGCUGAAGUAACUCAGGGGGUCAGGCAGCAUCUCUGGAGAACAUGGGUUGGUGACGUUUCGGUUCGGGAGCCUUCUUCAGACAAGUGUGGCCAGGAUUUUGUUUUGUUUCACCCACGAUCAGCAGCGCCGAGUGCCGCCUCACUCCGUCCCUGACGCGGGGACUGACUUUGGGACGCUCGGUGACUGGGGAAAGGAGCAGCAGCAGCGAGCGGCAUCGGAGGGGACGGGGCGCGUGCGCGGCAGGGGGUGGCUCGGCCAAUGCUUUCGAGAGAGCGGGAAAAAUGAUGGAAUGUUUGCAGAAGUCCCUGUGCUCGAGAGGCAGAUGACUGGCCGGGCCGGGCCGGGCCGAGCGUCGAGGCCGCAUCUCUCCCUUGUGCAUGAGAGAGCGAAGUAACCGCUUCACUCCGGACCAUCAAUCCCCGUUGAGGAAUGGCCGCUGAAGGUGGCUCGCAACAGGAGCGUCGUUACAGACACAACAAGCUGGAGUAACUCAGCGGGACAGGCAGCAUCUCUGGAGAGAAGGAAUGGGUGACGUUUCGGGUCGAGACCCUUUUUCAGACUGCUCCAGCAUGUUGUGUCAGACUGCUCCAGCAUGUUGUGUCUAUCUUCGGUUUAAAGCAGCAUCUGCAGUUCCUUCCUAAUCCAGGAGCGUCGUUAUAACAGAUUUCGAGCAUCUACUGUAUUUUGCUUUCGGAAGCAACACGGAGAUUAAUGGACGCGAGGUGAAGCCACGAGUGAAUCAGAGAAACGACAAAUGAGGACGAUAGAUGAAGGUGGGACCGGCCAAGGUGUUAGUCUUCCUGACCUCUGCCCAGACAGGCAGCCACCAGGAAGGCUCGUGAGCAAUUUCCCAGGCGAGACGCCUUCAAUUAAUUAAUCCACUUCUUGCCAAGAGAUGCUGGGCGCAUAGAGACUGAAAUGGGUGGAUCGACCCAAAUUCUCGCGCUCAUUGGUUUUGAAGCUGUAACGAGUGCAACUUCGCUGGUCGCUCUCACCUGGAGUAUUAACCCGUGAGAUAUAAAAAUUGUUUGGAUGCUGGUGGGGGUAGUGUUAUAUUCAUCUUUUUUCACCCUGUCAAUACUUUAGAAUAAUAUGUUACAAUGGCACAAAGGUGCUGAAAACCAUCGCGGGGCUUCAGCUGGGCGUUUAGUCGAAAAUAGAUGUAAUUACGAAGGGUGAACAAUGGAGGUAGAAGUGAGUGUGAACCUGAAGCGCAAGUUUGAAGAGGUGGACGGUUCGUCCUUGUGCUCUUCACCCAAGGAAUCGGAUGAUGAUGUUUCCAGCAGCGACAGUGCAGACAGCUGUGACAGCCUCAACUCUCCCAGCUCCAGGGAGUUGCGCCCAACCUCAAUCCUAAAGAAGCACAAGCGGCUGAGGGCCAAGAACGUUCGCUUUGAUCAGGUCACUGUCUACUACUUCACCCGCCGCCAGGGAUUCACCAGUGUGCCCAGCCAAGGUGGCAGCUCCCUCGGCAUGGCCAGGCGCCACAACUGCAUCCGCAGGUACACACUCUGCGAGUAUGCUCAGGAGCAGGAACACCUUCACCGGCAAAUGCUUCGUGAUCAUUUGAAGGAAGAGAAACUCAAUGUGCGCAAAAUGAAGUUGACCAAGAACGGUAUGGUUGAGUCGGAGGAGGCCAAUGUACUCACCAUUGAUGACGUUUCCGAUGAUGACAUUGAUGUGGACAGUAUUGAGGUAGAUGACUAUUUCUUUUUACAACCACUACCCACAAAAAGGCGAAGAGCAUUGUUACGUGCAUCGGGCGUCAACAGGAUUGAUACGGAGGAAAAGCACGAGCUACGGGCCAUUCGCUCAUCCAGGGAGGAAUGCGGGUGUGACUGUAGGUUUUACUGUGAUCCCGAGGUGUGCCCCUGUAGCAAAGCGGGAAUCAAGUGCCAGGUGGACAGGAUGUCCUUUCCAUGUGGCUGCUCUAAAGAUGGCUGCGCCAACGUGGCUGGCCGGAUUGAAUUUAACCCCAUCCGCGUCCGGACUCACUACCUGCACACCAUCAUGAAGCUAGAACUGGAGAACAAGCAGCAGGACCUGCAACAGCUGUCGCUGGCCAUCACCCACGCCUCCAGCGGCAGCCACACGGAAACGCAGGACUACCAGGAUUUUGCUGCGGAAAAUUACGACUUGGAGAACGAGACUGCAGUCAUGCACUUGCAGUCUGCUGAGGAGAUGGACAGGAAAAAGGAGGAAGAGGCUGAUUUAACCAGCUCUAGUGUAACCAUGGAUACCAGUGUAGAAAGCCUAGAAGUUUGUAUAUUAGGAGAUACAGCAGCUAGCGCCAGUGAAGCGUGCCAAGGCCUAGCGAUGCCAGUUGUGAUCGAAGCAGAAGUGACUCCUGUUUCUCCUGUGUUGUGUUUUGCUGACAGUGCUGUUCAGGAUAACCCGACGCCUGAGGAACAGACAUAUUUAAGAAAUUCCACGGUGUUGUAUUAUCAAAUAAACCCGAGCUGUGCUGUAGGUGUGAACUGCAGCGAUAGGGAGGGUGAUUAUGUAGAAGCGGCUUUAGAAUCUGAUUACCCAAAGAAAACCACUGUAGAAAAUUUGGUUGCUGCUACCAGUGGUUCAUUGGUAUCAUAUGUGCCUGUCACUGAGCACUUUUCUCAAAACACAGGGACCUCUAAAUAUCAGAACAUCCAAUUUCCUUUGGUGGAUGACAGUGCUGCAUUAGUCAAUUAUGGUACCACUGUGCACACUGAAAAUCCUAAGCAGGAGCCCCAAUUCAAUUCAAACCUUCAAGGUGGCUGCCUCAGGGCUUCUGAGGGUGACCUUUGUGCAGCUGAGCCGGCUGUGCAGAAGAUGUUUUGCCAGUCUGAAGGUCUGAAGACCCCAGAGGAUGUCCCAGCAGCAAACCCAGUAACUCUGUAAUCCAUUUCUGUAUUCUGUAGCUAGUUUGCACAAUUGCUUGUAGCUUUUUGCUGAUUUAAAUGUCUAUUUAUUUAGGAUGUUUUUUAAGUACAACACAAAACUUUUUUUUAAAAAGUAGCAGAAGAUUGAAGUUGGGGCUUUUUUAAAGGUGGAAGGUUCAUUCAAUCUGGAUUUAAACAGAAACUUUCCCCUUUCUUGCUACCCGAAAGGCUGGAGGUAGGAGACAAUUGUAGCCUGGUUAUUGAGAUCUUGUGGUUGAAUCAACUGACAUAUUCUCUUUUAUCUAUAAAAAAGGACAUGUAUUCUUUUUCCCCACAAGGCUGUAUGCCCUUUCUCACACAUGCACAGUCGAGCAGUGGUUGACAUCGGCAGAGGGAAUGCUUCAUUUUGCAAUGCAUUUCAAGCCAUCUCCAGCAUCUGUAAAGUCUGGUAUUCCUCUGACUGAGCUGCCAUUGCUCUUGGCUCCUGGGCAGAUCUGAGUAACUUUAUUGGUUAAUUGCCUCCAAAGGGAAUACCUAGUAAUCUUGGAUGGAAACCUUCUGAGGCACAAAGAGGCCGCAUGAAAUAUACUGCACUACCGAGCCCUCAACAGUGAACUGUUUGCUUAAUGGAUCUUAAAUCCAGUCACCUGUACCUUGGCUGCACCACCAUUCACCCAAGGCUGUACAGAAAUUACCUUGUCUUACACCUGUUACCUUAAAUCUUGCCUCUCUUCCUAAUCACUAUUUGUUCCCCCAUUGCAUGAUGAUUAAGAGGCGUUGACUCCACAAGAAUAUUUUUGCCAUUUUUUUUUGGGUGGGGUGCAACUGAUAUGAAAUUCAUUUUAGUACUGUAAUGUGUUUGGACAAUUUUGUGUAUUGGAUGAAGGGUACCUUAAUUCUGUCUGUGAACACUUUUUUUCAAUGUAGAAAGUGCCACCUUUUGAAUUGGGUUUUAUUCAGAGAACCUGGAAAUAUGCACACUUACGCGCUCGCUUCCCACUCUCAAAUCUGCUUAUUUACGAAAUGCCCAAGUUAGAAUCUACAAAGUACUUCAAAACUGUUUGUUCUCUGGGUGAGACGGUGUUUCGAAUAAUCAUAUUACAAUUAAUUUAUUUUCUUGCCAUUUCUGUUUUGUCUAGUUGAAGGAAAUAUAUUUGCCUGUUGAAACUUUGUUAUGGAGUCAUACAGCAUGGGAACAGGCCCUUUGGCCCAACUUCCUACACCUGGUUCUUGAUUUUUGGUUGAAAGUACAUUUACCAUAUCUAUUCCACUCAUGAUUUUAUACACCUCUAUAAGAUGACCCCUCGACGUCCUGUGCUCCAAGGAAUAAAAUCCUAGUCUACACAACCUCUUAGCUCAGGCCCUCGGGUCCUGACAACAUCCUCGUAAAUCUUCUCCGCCCUUUCCAACUUUAACUUAUUUUCUAUAACAGGGUGACCAAAACUGAACACAAUACUCUAAAUGUGGCCUCACCAAUGUCUUGUACAACUGUAACAUGUCCUCCCAACCUCUAUACUCAAUACUCGAAUUGAUGAAGGCCAAUGUGCCAAAAACCUCUUGACCACCCUAUCUACCUGUGACGCCACUUUCAAGGAACUAUGUACCUGCACUCCUUGAUCCCUCUGCUCUACAACACUCCCCAGAGCCCUGCCAUUCACGGUGGAUAUCCGGCCUCGUUAGACUUCCCAAAAUGCAACACCUCGCACAUCUCUGCAUUGAAUUCCAUCAACCAUUCCGCAACCCACCUGGCCAACUGAUCAAGAUCCUGCAGUAAUUUUUGGCAACCAUCUUCACUGUUUUCAAUACCACCCACUUUAGUGUCAUCUGCAAACUUGCUAAUCAUGCCUUCUAUGUUCUCAUCCAAAAUUAUUGAUAUAGAUGACAAACAAUAGGCCCAGCACUGAACCCUGAGGCACACCAUUUGUCACAGGAACUGGGUUAUGCACAUUGAUGACAUUUAGAGCUUCUUAAUAGCUGUAGCAUUCUUAUCCUGCACAGUAUCUGUUCUGUACACCAUUCUUUAGUUUGUGUAUCUGAAUUGUUUCACCAUUGCCAAUCCCUUCGAAAAACAAUACUCUUCGUUAAGGUGAGGUGAGUAUCCAGUGAUACAAAAUAAUACUUAAUGUAAUCCCUUUCCCAUUCUACUGAGAGCAGAAUUGUGGCUGAGCUUCUCAUCUAUAGUUCAACAAGUCAAAAGGGCACAGGGAGAAGAGGUUUGAGAUGCUGUGGGUUUGAUGCUUUGGAGUUUUUGGAAGAUCAUCUUGUUGCUGACAAUGAAACAGCUGAAUGCCUUUUCACCUCUUGCUCUUAAACCUACAUGUAUGUUCUUGGUUCUUGCAGCCAUUCUCGAAAGCGCUCCAAUAAUUUUGCAUGUUUCUGAUCUGACCAAAACAAGGCCCAGUGUUCAAGGUCCAUGAUGACCAGAGGCUGACAGUUUGGUUUGCACAGAUACCUCCAGAUCUCUUGACUUCAUGCAUAGUUACGCUGGCUGAGUUGGCUUCUUCUGUAGUAAGUGCUUUGCUUCAUAUUUUCAAUUACCGCUCAUAAACCCAUUUUAUAUUUUCUUACUCUGCCAAGUGUUACCCAUUCCCAAUUGCCCUUGAGAAGGUGGGGUGAGCUGCCGUUUUGAACUGCUGCAAUUCCCCUGAUGAAGAUGCUCCCACAGUGCUGCUGUGGAAGGAGUUCCAGCAUUUAGACCCAGGAACUUUGAAAUAACCAUGAUUAUAUUUCCAAGUAAGGAUGGAGUGCAACUUGGAAGGGAACCUGCAGGCAAUGGUGUUUGUCUGUACCUACUUGUCUUGUCCUUCAGUGGAGGAGAGGACAGUCCUGGCAAAUUAAAUGGUUUAUUAUUGUCACCUGUACCGAGGUAGUGGACAACGUUGCUAUUGCAGAGUAACUUGUAGACAGAAUGCACUGCACUGUUAGGUCUCAUUCACAUUACAGCUGAAGUGAUCAUUUAUUCACCCUUGUGUUGCUUUGAAUGUCUACCCUUCAUUAGGAGUAAGAUUUUGUAGCUGUGUCAGAAUGCUGAUGUAAAAUUGGAAUGAGGUGAGAAGGGAUUAGUUCCUUUGCGAGGGGCCGCUCUUAUUUCCACCGAGGGGUGGGGGGGGGGGGUGUUAGUGCGUGUUGGGGUCCCCUUGCACGUGCUUCAGUGCAUCCAAAUCCAGGCAGAUGUGAAUUGGAAUAAGGAAAGUCUUUAUAUACCUGGCCCUAAUCGAGGACAAUUUGCUGAGGACUGUACUUAUACACCUGACCCCAAUCUGGCAUCAGCUGUAGGUGCUCAAUCAACAUUUAUCUUCAAAUGCUACCUUUGUUUCAGAAGAACCACCAAUCCGUAAACUAUUGUUGGUGUUGAAGAAGCCCUGUCUCUUGGAAGUCUUUCUCGUUGAUCUAUCCUGUUUACAGGAACAACUCUCAAUUUUUAAAUCCAGUCUGGCUCUGAAGCCUAUAAACUGCAAUUUGGAUCUUGCAUCUUAACCUGCAGUCAAUGUGUAACAGUUUGAUUUAGUGAGAGGUCAUUUGAACAAAGCACACAGCAAGGAGCAAAACAGUGAUCUGAAAUGACCAGAGAUUAUGCAUUGAAUCCGAAAGGUACCUUUUAAAAAAGUUAAUGCGACAUUGAUUUUUUUUGUUUUGAUUUUAAUGCAGUCAUUCGAUCUGUCCACUGCAAGUGCUGAAGUUUCUAUCUCUGUCGGUAUGUGGUUGUCAGUCAGUGUCCUUCAUAGUUAUCUCUGAAUGAUCCACUGGCCAAUGGCCUGAUAGCAGAGAUUCCAAGUUAAUUUUUUCCAGCAAGUGAUUUAAAAGAAUAUAUACAUAUCAUAGGUGAGGUAUGUUGCUUCAAGUUCUGCUCUUCAUAUCUUUUUGAAUAGAUCUGGUUUCAUUUAAGAAAAAAAUCUACUUCCCCUCCUCCCUGACCUCUGCCCUGUCUGCUCUGAGUCUGACAUAGCCAGCAUUUUUUCCUGUGCCUGAUCACUGCCGUUACACAGCAUCACAGUUAGAGCUCUGCCACUGCACAGUUCCACAUGCCAUUGGCCUCUCCCACUGGCUCUGAAGCUGCCAGUCAGCUCACAUCGAGUUGGACCUAUACAGAGAGUGAGAUGAUCUCUGAGCUCUGCACAUUUUCAGAUGUGCAGCAGUCGUUGUCUGGCUGCUGGAGGAGGCUUGGCAUGCAUCACUUUCAUCAUGGGACUACAAGCGGGUGCAUCUCGCCACCUCUCCACCCAUUUCAAGGGCUGCGUGCAAUGUUACUUUGAUUAAAAUUGCUCAAUUUCAGAAGGGUUCAUAUGUAUCGUGUGAAGCUGCCCUCCAAAAGAGGCUUUCUGUACACCUUCGUGCUGAAUCUGAAUUUUCCAGAAUUGCAUAGCCGGCUGGGCUUGUCACCUGACUUGCUGCUAAUCUUUUCUUUUACAAUUCCUGACUCUUUCACUCGGCUUCUCCCAAUUCUGGCAUCUGCCUUGAAACAAAUCUACAAUUGAAAUUGAACAAUUUGUUGAAAUGACUAAGGCUGACAACCACUUGUGUGGCGUUCAACCCACAAGUGAUUCAAUAAACUUUUUAUGAAAAGCACUUUGGUAAAACUGGAUGAAUAUGUGGGGAGAAUUUAUUUAAAUAUAUUUGAGUCUUGUGAAUUAUGUAUAAAAAUGUGUAAAAUUCUUUGUUAAAUCACUGCAUACUGGUUAUCAGCAUUGAUUGGUUUAUUUAUAAGGAAUCAUUUGAAAAAGCUGAGCGUAUGAGAAGCUAUGUUUUAAGCAGUGUGCAUAUCCAACUCUGGAUGAAUUUGUAGGAAAACAGUGUGAUUUAUGUGAUUAUGAUUGAAGCUGAACAGAUGCCAUGUUUGAGAAGGGAAGAGUGUAAAACGAUUUCAGCGAAACCUGGCUCAGAUCGUCCGUUCAGUCAAAAGAAGAGUAGAUCCUUUGUUGCCUGGAUGGAUUAAAAAAUAAACCCGACUGGCCAAAAGAAAACUUGGGCAGAGCUUUCAAAUGAGGCUAUUGGGACAGCCAGUGUGAAAAUGGAGUAUGUCACAUUAGCCACCAGUUGCUCUGUGGCUGAAAUUAAAGUCCUGUGAAGAUACUGUCCGAGGAAUUUUGAUCCUGCAUUUAACCCUCCUAAGCUUGGAUGUGUUUGAUACAAAUAUCUGGUGCUCAAAGGGGAAAAUAAUCUGUACUGCGAAUUCACAAAGAUCCAAGAACAGUCUUAAACAGUGAUUCAUGAAGGCUUUUUAUUCACGGGAUGAAUAAAAAAUGCAAGGCCAGCAUUUAAUGAACAUCUUUAAAUGCUGCUAAAACUGAAUGGCUUGCCAUUUCAAAUGUCAGUUAAGAGUCAAACUGUAUUGCUACGCACAGAAGCCAGACAAGGUAAAAAGAGUGGAGAUUUCCUUCUUGGAAGGACAUUAAUAAAACUAAUAUACUUAUGUUAUACUCUUUUCAUCUUAUGGUAUAAGUUUUUGGGGCUGUGUGGGAGAGGGGAAGGAAUUUGAAUAAGAUUUUUUAUUGAUAGUUGUCACUGUUGCACUUUGUUAGUGGCCUUGUGACCAGUUUGGUGCAAAUGUAUCUGUAGGUACUGUACAUAUAAUAUAAUGCUUCUCACUGCUGCCAUCUUAAGGGGGAAAUCAACAUUACAAACAGCUUUGAAAGUAAUUGGGACAAAAAACAUCUUGAAGCAGACUGAGGUAAAAGUUGCUUUUUUGAAAAAAAAAAUUGCCGUGCGCUGCGACUGAACACGAAGGAAUAGCUGAUUCUGAAGUGCUUUCAAUUAGUGUUGGAGGCCAACUGUGCCAGUUUUAACUGGUGGUGAGGGUGCAGGAGGGGAGCGGAUGUGGGAGCAGGGGGGGGGGUAGUAAGUUUUAGAUUUUUAUUUAAUGGGGUGUCAUGCAAAUGUCACCACUUGGAACACAGCAAUCCUGCCACUACUGGGAUUUUAUAAAGCAAACACUGCAUCUAGGACAGUAAACACAAAAUGGUUCCGUAUGUAGCUCGACACAUUGCACCAUGUUUGGAUUACUGCCCUAUAUCCAAGAAGCUCUGCAUUCGAAGCUGCUGCAAAGCAAGUGGACAAGUUACUGACAGUUUUAAUGCAACAACCUUCUGCAUUGUACUAGUUGCUUAUAAGAAAGUGCACGUGCAAAUUUUACAUCGUAUUUUAUAGUAAAUUUAAUGAUAACCUGCAGGACCAAGAGGCGAGGGUAUGAACUGUCUAUGGAGUUGAAUCUCUCACUAGAAUUUGCCUCUUUUAACAAGUUGCUGAACUGAGUUGCUUCAAAGUAUAUGUUUUGAUGCCUACUGUCACUAUGUGAAUGACUGCAAACUAUUGUACUGUUGGAGAAUAUAAACUGACAACAAACCUGCAAUAUUAAUGCUGGGCAUACUCAAAAAAUUAUUUCUAAAGUGACCAAGGACUGAGAUGUUUAUGUGAUCAAAUGUAAACUGGUUUAAGUCUAAGUUGCUUCUUGCUGAUUUGUUCUGCCAUAUUAUUCUGUGUUGGUUGUAAUCCUCGUAUCUCUUCCCUGCCCCAGCCAACUGUAAAUGGGUUGCAUUUUGUUCCCAAACCAUAAUCGGGCAUGAAAGCGCACAAACAUCUCUGCACCAUUUCCAUCGCAAUGCAUCUGUUGUGUCGCAAAAUUGUAGUCUUGACGCAAAUUGCAACAUUGAGAUUAGCGGCUGACAAACAUCGCAAAACAUUUAUUUUCAAUAAAGGCUCUCACCCUUUGAAUCAAUAUUGCAAAGUGGACUUUCUCUGCCCUGAGUCUGGUUUGUGUUGUGUGAAAAUGGUACAAGUGGGUUUGGAUUAAAUGAGGCGCAAAGCAAGAACUGGGGAAUGACUUAACACCCCCCUAUGGACUCUGCUCCUAUUCUGUGAACAAUACAGGGAUUCUUCAACCAUGGCUCAGAUCUUCUCCUCUUUGAGUCUGAGAUUGUGCAUUCAAGUCCUGCUAGAGAGGCAUGAGCACAAGUUCUAGACUGGCUCUUCCAGUACAGUGUAAUGCUGAGGGAGCUGUGUUGCCAGAGGGGCAAUGCCAAGAGUGUCAGGCUGGCAGAGGAGCGAUGCCAAUGUAGCACCCCACUUUUACAAGUGUCAUUUUUUUUGUGAGUUAUGAAAGAGGUCGGAUGCAAAAGAUUUCACAGCUCUCUUCAGAAGAGCAGGGGUGAUCUCCCUGGUCUCCUGAUCAAGAAUACUCCUGCAACCAACAUUAAGGAGCAGAUCAUCAGGCCCUUACCUCUCUGCUGAUUAUGGGAGCUUGCUAUGCGCAAUAUGUCUGCCACUUUUGCCAACAGCAUUACUGUCCGGAAUUAUUUACUGUGAAGGAGAUGAACCAUGUCAGGGUGGUGGAGAUGGGGAAGGGGCGGUGGUAGUGCACAGGGCAAGAAGACAAUUCAGAGUAUUGACAAAUUACCACAAAGGAAUGGAGCCUGAAGAACAAUGGGCAUGGAUUUGAUUACUUUCCACAAGGUUCUGUCUUCCUGGGCAAACAAUUUAAAAGAAUUUGGUUGGAAACUAUUUGGUGGGUGAUGGUGGAUUGCUUUUGAACCAGCGAGACAGAGUGCAACAUCUUUUCUGGCACUCUGUCCUACAUUUGCACAUUUAGCUAAUGACUGCCAUUUAUGUUAAAGUCAACUGCUAAAAAGUGUUGAUGGGGUCUCAGCCUGUUAAAUUUAUAUUCCCUAACACUCGUGAGUCCCUGCUUAAUUUCCAGUAAAUGUCAAACCUGAGCUGCUUCAGUGCUUGUGAUUUGUUACAGAUAACUGCCACGAUUAGUUUGUCAGACCUUAAAGCUUAAAAGGCUACCCCACCAACUAUGAGGCUUUGCAAGAUUGCCUGUCAACGUUCCGAGGACAAGCUGCCCCCUCUGUUUAAAAAUGCAGAGUCUGACUACCUUUCAAUUCCAUCCCAAGUGCCAACUGUCCCAAACAGCGGUCUGUGAAAUUUACUGUCUCGUUUAAAUCCUCGGCUUUUUACAAUUGCCACAGAACUACAACAGGAGGUGGGAUGAGUCGGUAAUAAAGCACAAAGCAAUUGUUUUUGUCACUUUAAUAUUCCUCAUUCUCAAAUGGAACUAAUUUCUGCACUAAAGCCAUAUUAUAGGGUUUUGGUUGAUGUUUUUAAAAAUCCAAGCAGGUCCACUAAAGUUUGAGGUUGCUGUACUUUGUCACCAUGAACAUUAUUAUCAAAUAAGCUGUCAUAGUGAAAUACUAUUUCUCUUUCAUCCAAAAUGAAGUAAUGCAAGUGUCAUAUCAAAGCUGCCAUUGCUAUAAUGCAAAAGAAACAUUUUAAAUAUUUAUUGAAUAAGUUGCUUUAAAUCACAGCAGCAAAAUGAGAAUUUAAAAUUUGAUUCAAAACAUCUGAAUUAUUUUAAGAAGUUUGAAUAGCGUUUCUUUGUUUGAACUGGAUCAGUAUUUUGUGUUUCAAGUGCCCCUUUCAGGGCUGUCAUUUGGAUAGAACAAAAAAAUCCUUUGUUUAAAAGAUUAUUCGGGGAUAAUGUAGUGUUCUGUUCAAUGACCAGUGUCAGGCAAGGUAAUACAAAGUUCCUGCUAUCUCUUGCUAAUGGAGAUAUUUAAAACAAAAGCCAGCCAAAUCGUACAGUGCUGCUCAUAGUAGGGCAGCUAAGCUGUGUUUUAUAAACACUGCAGCACUAGUCUGUGCUCAGCAUGUAUAAUAUUGCUGCUAAAGUGUAAAUGUGCAUAAAGUGUUGUAUCCCUUUAAGAGCCUGUGGCUUUGCCUUAUUGGGUCAGUAAAUGUUGAUUGCUCUAAGCACUACUUCAAGUCAAUUGGAUCUUGGAGAAGCAAGUGUGAUGAACAUAGAUGCAAUAUUUAUAUUAAAUAUUGAUUGGUGUAAA
Molecule: messenger RNA, 11916 nt
Organism: Leucoraja erinaceus (little skate)
Lineage: Eukaryota; Metazoa; Chordata; Chondrichthyes; Rajiformes; Rajidae
Product: cysteine/serine-rich nuclear protein 2-like
Exons: 6
Coding region: 1410-3104 (564 amino acids)
Biological process (GO): regulation of transcription by RNA polymerase II
Cellular component (GO): nucleus
Molecular function (GO): sequence-specific DNA binding; DNA-binding transcription factor activity, RNA polymerase II-specific
Source: RefSeq, a predicted model, not a curated record